UCUUUCAAGGAUAAUGUUGUACUUUUGCGCCACAUGCGGAAACUCUUUGGUAUUGGAAUCCUUAUUAGAUGGCAAACUUCGAUUUACUUGUUUAACUUGUCCUUAUGUCCACAAUAUCGAACAUCCUAUACAAAAGAAAACCUAUUUAAAUAUGAAAGAAAUAGACGAUGUUAUUGGGGGUGAUGAUGCUUGGGAGAACGUAGACAAAACCAUAGAGACAUGUCCUAAUUGUUCGCAUAAUGAAGCUUACUUCCGUAUGAUGCAAACGCGUUCAGCUGAUGAACCCAUGACCACCUUUUAUAAGUGUAUUUCAUGUUCACAUAACUGGCGUGAGUAGAUUUUACUGUUUUCUAUAAUAAUUUUAUAGCGUU
Molecule: messenger RNA, 371 nt
Organism: Zophobas morio
Lineage: Eukaryota; Metazoa; Arthropoda; Insecta; Coleoptera; Tenebrionidae
Product: DNA-directed RNA polymerase III subunit RPC10-like
Exons: 3
Coding region: 14-337 (107 amino acids)
Biological process (GO): DNA-templated transcription; termination of RNA polymerase III transcription
Cellular component (GO): RNA polymerase III complex
Molecular function (GO): zinc ion binding; nucleic acid binding
Source: RefSeq, a predicted model, not a curated record